UCUCUCUGCACUUCCUUAACACUAUUCCAGUGUUUCUCCCACACCGUGUACUCAACUUCCCCGUGACCCUACGUCGUUUUUUCUUUUUGUUUUCCACACACACCGCGUGGCGCGUACUUUCGGAUCCACUCCUAGCCCAACAACGUAGCGGUGCCUAAUCCUUAGGAAUAACGAAUAACCUUAACAACCUCAACAUGUUGCAUUGUCUGAACGGUUCGGGGAAUCUAGGAGCCAGUUGUUCGGACAUGACAGUGUUGGAAAGACAAAGGGAAGCAACCACGAAGUGGCAACACCACCAUCACGACAAUCACCCACCUUACUAUUCCGCAACGGAGUUUCACGUUAACCUCGUUUUCUCUUCUUCUUCCAGCAAUCUUCCUCAGAGCCAGGGCUUGGUCAUGGCGCGUGAACGUGAUGAUUCCGCGCUCUCUCAGGUGUUGGCUCAUUCUCUCAAACCCGACCCGGGUCUCUGCCCCGAAUUGGACACCGGAUUCGGAUCCUCUUCCGGUUUUUUACCCAAGGAAAACGAUAAGAAGAGGAAGGCGCUGAACUACAAGGUUGCUUCGGAGAGUGAUAACAAGGACAAGAGAGUCAAAGUAAGUGGUGAGGAAGGAGAAUCCCGAGUGACAAACCAAACCAGCAACAGAAACGGCAAAUCCAACGCAAAUAAGAACAACAGAGAAACAUCUGCGGAUUCUUCGAAGAAUAAUUCGAAAGGCUCCGAGGUUCAGAACCAGAAGCGGGAGUACAUUCAUGUCCGAGCGCGUCGUGGUCAAGCCACUGAUAGUCAUAGCUUAGCUGAAAGAGUCAGAAGGGAGAAAAUUAGUGAGAGAAUGAAGUAUUUGCAAGAUUUGGUUCCGGGUUGCAACAAAAUUGCAGGGAAAGCUGGAAUGCUUGAUGAAAUCAUUAAUUAUGUUCAGUCUCUUCAACGACAAGUCGAGUUCCUAUCAAUGAAAUUAGCGGCUGUAAAUCCAAGCAUUGACGAACUGUUUGCCAGAGAGGUAUGCACAGCGUUUCCUUCAUGUGGUCAAGGUUUACCCAACAUUGGGAUGGUAUCAGAUAUGAGUAUGUGUAACAAUCCCUCGUAUGUUCAGUUGAAUUCGACACAGCAACUUGUAUCAUGUUGUGGUGGAUUAAUAAAUAACGUGGGGAUGAGCCCUUCUAAUAUGGGACUUCGAAGGAACAUCAGUACUACACAUGUACCUUUGCCCGAAGCGUUUAUUGACUCGUCCUGUUUCACUCAAAUUCUACCCUCUUCCAAUUGGGAUGGUGAUUUUCAAAGCCUUUACAACGUUGCUUUUGAUCAAGGGAGAGCGGGAGCAGCAUCUUUUCCUUCUCAGCCAUUUACAGGUAGCUACAAAUUUAUGACUUGUCAAAUCACUGUUUUUUUUCUAAGCCUGAUAUCCUUAAAGUAGAAAGUAGAAGCACAGCAGAGUGGAUUUUAAUGGGUGAUCGAGACACGAGAGUCCCACAGACAUUGAUAAGUCCUUUUUUUUUAUCAAAAUGAAGAAAUUUUUUAAAAGGGUAUUUUAAUCAUUCAGCCAUCAAGCCAGUUGUCUCUUUUAUUUGUUUCUUACAUCACUUUCCCACAACAUUCACACCUACAGAGUGGUGGCAAAGUUCUUUGCAGCCUGCUCAAUAACAUUUCAUAGAUCAAUGCUAAUUGCUAUAUAUAACAAGUUGUUUUGAUACUUUUCGAGAUUGUUCUUAGUUGUUUGGACCAUCUU
Messenger RNA from Vigna umbellata (rice bean), 1727 nucleotides. Lineage: Eukaryota; Viridiplantae; Streptophyta; Magnoliopsida; Fabales; Fabaceae. The record is from RefSeq and is a predicted model, not a curated record.